Trametes versicolor FP-101664 SS1 is the source of this 1577-nucleotide messenger RNA. RefSeq lists its product as uncharacterized. Bases 908 to 1069 code for a protein of 53 amino acids. The transcript has 3 exons. NCBI's taxonomy places the organism in Eukaryota, Fungi, Basidiomycota, Agaricomycetes, Polyporales, Polyporaceae. The record is from RefSeq and is a predicted model, not a curated record.
ACCCGGAGUCGGAGCGCACUGCACUCGAGUUCGCGUGCGGCGUCUCGACCUAGCUCGUGGGCGGUGCAGGCGCCAUCUCACCCUCGCCCCCAGGCGGACCCGGGUUCAAGAGACUCAUCUGUGUCGCGCCGGCCAGGCUCCGGACAUCCCACGCCGCUCUCUCCGCCGUGACCCCGACCAAAGAAAGAGAGCAAACAGGCCAGUGACGUCGAAAAUCCGAAUGAACGCCGGCCGUAGCACGGCGCCCUGAGUUCAUGGCUCUCCUCCUGCCCUCUAGAUAUCCUCUGUGCGUGUUGAUCACGCUCUGUCCCCGCAUGCCCCGCACACGCUUCAUGACUGUGGAGCGCAGACCCCAGAAACGUUCUGGGCGCCCAGUCUUUCGGGCCUGUCCGUGGACGUCUGUCAGAGUCUCACAAACCACCGUGCGAGCCGGCCGCGGGCGAAUGCAAAGUGUCGCUCGGACAGAUCUAUUGGCCCGCGUCCAAUCCCAAGCCGCUCUUUCCCUCCCGUCUUCCCAGGCCUUCAGGGUAGCGUACGAUAAUCCCAUCCCCAAGGCGUGCGGAUGUGUCAUGGCGGACUGGCUUGCCGCGCGGACCACCUCAGCUUUACAUGUGCGGCCCUCCGGGAGCGACAUAAGGUUCUACGCACGAGCGCCCUGGACCUUCGCCUAGGCCGCAUUUGGACUUCUCGCCCCCGCCACAAGAUCGCUCAUAAUCGCCUCGGCGCGCCCGUGCUGUGGCCACAGAAUGGACGGCCACGCCGUGCGCGCCGACCACGACCCGUCUCUUUGCAACGCAGUCGCCAGCGUACACGCGAGUGAUUGUUGCGCCUGUACCCGCCUCCUCGCAAGAUAUCCAUGAGCACCAGUACUGUGCCUGGGCGCAGCCGACGGUCAAUAUGAUCCAAUAUGAUCGGUGCCACCAAACGGGACCAGAUUGCCGGAUCGGGAAAUUAUGUCGGUAACUUUCGGCGGCUGCCCCUCGGUAAUUAUGCCGCCGCCCGCGCAUCCUCCGCCAGCCCUCGUGUCCUCGAGCUCGAGCUCCUCUCCUACCUCUUCUACGGAAUGUGAGAUGCGAUCUAUCUGGCAUCGGAGUUCAGUUACAGUUGGGAUCAGAUCACGACUCCGGUCGUGCCGAUCCUCCGUCCGCGACUCCGCGCCCGUCCGUUCAUCUCCCCGUCGGCGUCCCACGACUGUCUAUGCGCAUAGAUAUCCGGAUGCUGCUGGAGAAGGGUUCUCGACCACACCGGUGCACUUCUUAACCACACGCGUCCUGCGCCGGGAUAUCUGCUGCUGCGUAUAUGAGCGCUAUAUCUGGCACGGAUAUAUCUCAACGUGCCAAAGAACGGAGCUGGUGCACUCGCGAGCUCCCUCAGCCUCCGUCUCGCCUCGCCUCAAUCGGAUUGUCCUUUACCGAUGCCCGCUGCCCUCCACCCACCGCGCUAUCGCCCGAGCUCUCGUCUCCGUCCCCCUGGACCGGCUUCUCCUGAGCCUGGCCUAGGAACCCGUCCUUCCAAGCUGCGACUCGGCCGGGCCUAGAACGUCGACCGACGCAUGCACGAACUCAAACUCAAAAACC